AUGCCCUCAAUCCUUAGCGACGCCGACAAGGAGACGGUCAAGCGCCACGUACCCAAGCCCGCCAACAAGAUUCUUGCCGUGGGUGUCGCGCGACUCUAUGUUGCCUACCCCGAUGGCCAAAGAUGGACCUACACCGGGAUUCAAGGGGCCGCAGUCCUCUGUAAUGAUCUCGUAGGGCGGACAUUCUGGCUCAAAAUGGUGGAUGUCUCGCCGGCUGGAAGGGGCGUAAUCUGGGACCAGGAAAUCUACGAUAACUUCGCCUACAACCAGGAUCGCACGUUUUUCCAUACCUUUGAACUCGAAGACUGCCCCGCCGGCCUCUCCUUUGUCGACGAGAAGGAGGCCAAGACCUUCAUCAAGAAGAUGCACGAGCGCGAGAAACAUGCAAGCAAAGAGACCACCAAGACGCCUUUCGCAUCUUCUAGAGGCCAAGGACCGGCCCCUGUCGCGAAUGGCAAAGUAGGUCGGUCGUUGUUCGGUAGCUUGUUGCAUCGUUCGAGCCCAGCUCCAAGUGCGCCGCCUCCAACCGCACCGGCACCUUCAAUACAGGUUGCACCCCCGCCAACGCUCUCUCCCAGUGCGCCGCCAGCGCCGCCAGCAAAGGCCGAUUUACCGUUCGACACUAGCGACCCAUCUUGGAAGGGACUGCUGGACGAGCUCAAAGGCAUGGGAAUCACCGAAGAUCAGAUCGCCGAGAACUCCGAGUUCAUCAAAGCUUGGAUUGACCAGAAGCAGGCGGCCGCGGCUGAGUCUGCUCCUGCGGAGGGCUUGAAUAAGCCUAAGACCGCUCCUCCGCCACCACCGCCUGCCCCCAAGGUGCAAUCAAUCAGCCCUCAAGAUACCGGUUCAAGCUCAACAAGCCGUCGAGGGCCUCCACCCCCGCCUCCGUCGCGGAAGACACGUACGGAAGCACCAGAAGAACGGGUGUCGACACCUCCGCCCCGUGAACCCUCUCCGCCCGCACGGAGAUUCCACGCGCCGCCUCCAAUUGCGGAUGCUGGCAAGUUUGCUGAACCAGCCGGUCCUGUGCCUCCUCGACGUCCACGUGCAACUUCUAACGUCAAUGCUGGACCUGGACCUGGACCUCCACCGCCGCCUCGGCCACCAAAGACUCCCAUGGAAGAUGGCCAGGCUAGCUCGUCUCGAUUCGGAGUACCGCCUCCUUUCUCUGGUGAUCGAAAGGUGUCUGCGCCGCCGGCACCUCCAAGUCGUAGCCCUAUACCUGGCGGACCCCCACCCCCGCCGCCUCGUACAGCAAGCCCAGCAGCACCGCCUCAGCUGCCUCCCAAGCUUCCUCCAAUGCCCACCUCUGGCGGACCACCACCACCUCCCGCCAGAGGACCAAUUUCCCCUCCACCUCCUCCGCCUCCAGCGGCCCGACCUGUGCCAGCUGCACCCUCCCCUGCUGCGGCCCCUCCACCACCACCGCGGAGCCCGGCUUUACCUCCCCCAGUCCCGCCAACCGCUUCUCCAGGUCUUCCUCCACCCCCGCCACCUCCACCACCCGGCUCUUCUGCCCCCGGCGGUCUCCCACCCCCACCUCCUCCCCCAGGCCGCGGUCCAUCAAUGCCACCCCCUCCUCCAGCGCCUGGCUCGAGAGCACCUGGAGGACCACCCCCGCCCCCUCCACCACCUGGUGCGUCUGGCGGUGGUCUUCCCCCUCCCCCUCCUCCCCCUGGCGGUGGUGCUCCCCCUCCCCCUCCUCCACCCGGAGGCGCUGCGCCUCCCCUGCCCAAGGCUGGUGGUGGACAUGACAACCUUUUGGCAUCCAUCCGAGCAUCUGGCGGUCAUAGCGGUGGUGGACUUCGCAAGGUCAAGGACUCAGACAAGAAAGACCGCAGCGGCGCUAUGGUACCUGGCGGUGCCAACGAGUCAGCCGCAACCCCUAGCUCCGGAGGUGCCCCGCAAGGUGGCUUGGCCGGUGCCUUGCAAGAUGCUCUCAACAAGCGGAAACAGAGAGUCAGUGGAAGUGAUGACGAGAAAGACAACGACGACGAUUGGUGA
This is a messenger RNA of Penicillium olsonii, 2004 nucleotides long. Lineage: Eukaryota; Fungi; Ascomycota; Eurotiomycetes; Eurotiales; Aspergillaceae. The record is from the annotation of a GenBank genome assembly.